UUGACUGUGGCGUCGCAGUGUGCGGUUGUGAGGACGGUUGUAUGAGAUGUGAGGAGCAGAGCGGGCUGGUGUUGUUCGGGGUAAUUUUGAUGGUCAGUUUGGAGAGACAGUGACGGAAGAUGUCUGUUAAUAUAUAGGCGGUCGGGCGGCACGGUUCAUUGUAAUUAUUAUUUUAUUUAUUUGUUAAUUUAUUUAUCCAAUGCGCUGCUCCGCCUGGGCCGCUGGUCUCCAUUGCUGUCGCCCUUUCAGAAGAUCAGUACAGCCGGACAGCUAACCGGGGGGACUCGGCUCAUUCCCUCAUCAUGAGGCUGUCUCUGGUCCUGCUGAAGAACGCCUCUAAUCCGAAGAUCGAGUACUACUCCCGCUUUUCUCCCUCUCCUCUCUCCAUCAAACAGUUCCUGGAAUUCGGUAGAGACAAUGCAUGUGAGAAAACUUCAUACAUGUUCCUGCGAAAGGAGUUGCCUGUACGGCUGGCCAACACCAUGCGAGAGGUCAACCUGCUGCCUGACAAGCUGCUGAGUCAGCCCUCCGUCAGACUGGUACAGAAAUGGUACAUGCAGAGCUUUGUGGAAUUACUCGAGUAUGAAAAUAGGAGCCCAGAUGACCCACAUGCCCUGAAUGACUUUUUGGAGGCCCUUAUUGAAAUCCGAAACAGACACAAUGACGUGGUCCCCACCAUGGCCCAGGGGUUGAUCGAGUAUAAGGAGAAGUUUGGAUUUGACCCUUUUGUCACCUCUAACAUCCAGUACUUCCUGGACCGCUUCUACACCAACCGCAUCUCCUUCCGCAUGCUCAUCAACCAGCAUACACUCCUCUUUGGCAACGAUACAAAUCCAGCACAUCCCAAACACAUCGGCAGCAUUGAUCCUGCAUGCAGUGUGGCUGAUGUAGUGACUGAUGCGUUUGAGACAGCCAAGAUGCUGUGUGAGCAAUACUACCCUGCUGCCCCGGGGCUGAAGAUCGAGGAGUUCAAUGCUAAAGCACCUAAGAAGCCCAUCCAGGCUGUGUAUGUGCCCUCUCACCUCUUCCACAUGCUGUUUGAACUGUUCAAGAAUGCAAUGCGAGCUACAGUGGAGCACCAUGAAGAAGAUGAGACAGACCUUCCAAUUAUUAAAGCUAAAGUAACUUUAGGGAAGGAGGACCUGUCUAUAAAGAUCAGUGACAAGGGUGGGGGUGUGGCUCUAAGGAAGAUUGAUAGGCUCUUCAACUAUACCUAUUCCACUGCACCAACACCCAGCCUGGAGUCCAAACGAGUACCACUGGCUGGAUUUGGCCAUGGCCUGCCGAUCUCCAGACUGUACGCUCGCUACUUUCAGGGAGACCUGAAGCUGUACUCAAUGGAAGGAGUGGGGACAGAUGCUGUCAUCUAUCUGAAGGCUCUCUCCAGUGAGUCGUUUGAGCGAUUGCCAGUCUUUAAUAAGUCUGCUUGGCGGCACUAUCAGGGAGGCCCUGGGGCGGAUGACUGGAGCAAUCCCAGCAAAGAGCCGCGGGAUACUUCAAAGUACAAGGCGAAAAGAUAAGCGUCCCUCCUUCCAUCGCUGCCUGGCUCCCCAAACACUGCACUUUCGCCGGUCUCCACUUCCCUCUUUAGUCUAGAUUCUGUUUCAGUGGCAGCACCACAUCAAUAUUAAGAGUUCUGUGCUUUUCAAAAAUCCUGCGGUACAGACGAGUAGAGUAGAGUAGAGCCUUUGGGGGGGAGUAGAAUGCAGUUUCUUAAAUCUCUGCUCUGUCCUCCUCUGUUCAGCAUGAAGCAUUGGUUACAGUGCCCCAUUGUGGUGUGUCCUGAAAUGGCAGAAAUCUUUUGGCUACAUACAUACCAAUGAACUCCGAACAUAUGGAAAUGUUUGUAAAAUCCAGAGUCCACACAUUAUCCUGAGCUGCCCUUUCACACAUGCAGGGUACUGGGGAUUUUGUCACUACAGGCAGUGUUCUCAGUUGUUUAGAAAAGAGAUCAAUCUGAAUAGAAUUCCCUGGAAAAUUCCAAGCUCUACUUGCACAUGGGUUCACUCGGACAUUACCCUGACUUUGUACUAGGGGUCUGGCAGGAUAAAGUUUGGGUAAUGUCUGGUUACAUCCAGAAAAGUCUGGAAAAGGUUUACCAGGGUUACCAUGCAUGUGUUAAAGGGGCUUUAGUGAACUAUGUUGUCGGAAAUUAGUUUAAAAUGUAUUCCAGAAUAUUCCUUUAACCAACACUGUCAUCAUUCCAUAAAACCAUGAGAUAUCAUGGUUGAAAUACAAAGGACGUAAUAUAUUUAAUUUUUAAGGUAGACUAAGUACCUUUGGGAAGCACCUAAAUGUUAUAUAGAGGAAUUAUUAUCUUAGAGGAUUUAUAAAAUGUUAUGCAUUUAUUUGCAUAUAAACUAUUCACUUUAUAACCACUUGGUUGUCGUCUCGAGGGAUGUGCAAGUAAGUAGAGUUGUGACUGCCGUUUUAGAAAAGUGUUCUAUUUGUCUAUGCCUAAGGGACCGUAGGGGCAUUAGAAGCGCUCAUAGCAGCCUGAGCUUCCUGUCACUGUAACAGCAGUUUACAGUCAAUGAGACUAUGAUAAAAAAGAAGAAGAAGAAAAGAACCAGCAGAACAAAGAUUAAUGCAAUGACAGCCUUUCAUUUAAUUAGCUUUACAGGUUACACCUCAACCUAUUUUUCCAAUUUGUGACAAAUAGCCUUCAUCCAUCGAAAAGCCUGUUAUACUCCGCAAUGUUUACACAUCCUUGUGGCCAGCAUGAAGGGAAACUCCACCUUUUUGUUGUCUUAUGCAUCAGCAGUCUGUGAAGUUGGAUGCUUUAGUCUUUCUUUUCCAGUAUCUUCAUCCACUACCAGCAUGCCAAUAUGAACAAUGCAGCUCUGAAAGAAGAAGGAGGCCUUCUGAAAUGUCUGUUUUUAUCUAGUUUAGUGGUGGCUUCAUAAACGGUAUCUGUUUUUUUUUUCUCCUUAAUGUUUAUGCCUCAAUUUCCUGAAACUGCAUUGUAUGUUCAUAUUAAGAUUUGUGUUUUGUAUCCUGUGCUUUGAGGCGGUGUGCACAUUUUAGGACCUUUUAGGACAUUUUUUUUAAUAUUGGGACCUUUGGGCUUUUCUCCAGGUGUACUGUGUUUUUAUUAUAUCUUAUUUAAAUGAAAGUUAAAGUUGAUAAAUGAAAGCCACCACAUUAACAUUAUGCACAUAUGAUUGUGGUAGCUGUCCUAGAUGUCCUAGUAUUUUUAAAGUCUCUAUAAAUUAUUAUUAUUUAAGCUCAUUUCAUUAUAUACAUUUUAUAUGGGACAUUUUUCUUGAGGAUGGAUUUUCCAGCCAAGGAUUUAAAAAAUGAUUCUUUAGUGCUGAAGUUACAAGGUGAGGGCACUAGAUAGCAAACUGUUUUCCAGAAAUACCUAAACUGUUUUCCAUAGAUUCGCCUUUACACAUUUUUCUUAACCCACUAAAUCACCUUCAGGUCUUCAUUAUGGUUUUUAUAGACUUGUAAUUGUGGGUUAGGAUGCAUUUUGCCUUGCCCUUACCUUUUUUUUCGUGCAGCUAAAUGCUGGAGGAGCAAUUUUAGACUAUUCAUUAUCAGACUGAAGUGACUAUAUGUGAAACCUUUUUUUUUAAAGCUGUGUGGAUUGUCAAUUCUUAUCUUUUCAAAUCAGAUUUAAGUCACUUUUUGUGGUUCUAGAUUUGAUGUGUAUCCGAUUUGUGGGCAUGGGCACGAGUAUGAUUGGUCAGAUUGGAUUUCAUGCAUCCUUUUGCCUGUAGGAGAGAAAGAUAGCAGAUUCUGAGCAAAAUAAAUCUGGAUUGAUUACUGAGGCUAGUAAUGUAAACACAGCAUUAGGUGCAGAAUUCUAAUCUGACUUCUCUAAACUCUGUUCAUGUUUAUAGGUUACAUAAGUCAUACUGUGCCCAGAAUCUUACAAUCAAUAAAAGUGGUUUAAUUGGGUUGAGAGUGUGACAGGUAUGUAUUUAUGGGAAAUGAGUUUGAUGACUUGACUUUUAAUGUAUUUUAGCAAUGUUAGCCUUGUAGCUAAUAAAAAAAUUCUGAAUUUGGA
This is a messenger RNA of Astyanax mexicanus (Mexican tetra), 4015 nucleotides long. RefSeq names its product pyruvate dehydrogenase kinase, isozyme 3a (gene pdk3a). Lineage: Eukaryota; Metazoa; Chordata; Actinopteri; Characiformes; Acestrorhamphidae. Gene Ontology annotation, cellular component: mitochondrion. The record is from RefSeq and is a predicted model, not a curated record. Bases 303 to 1520 code for a protein of 405 amino acids. Gene Ontology annotation, biological process: regulation of glucose metabolic process; protein phosphorylation. The transcript is spliced from 11 exons. Gene Ontology annotation, molecular function: pyruvate dehydrogenase (acetyl-transferring) kinase activity.